GUGCUGCAGAAGUCACAUGACAAUGGCGCUGCUGGAGGCACAUGACAGUAGAGGUUUAUAAACGUUAAACGCGGAUAUAAGUGAUCGGACAGUUGCUGAAAACUAUGAUCGGACAGUGAAAUGCCAUUCCUGAAGUUUACAAAUAAACUAGCAAAAACCAUAAAAGAGCCUUGGUCUGUUUUCAAGUGGGAAGGACUGGAGAGUUCAUAAGUCUGGACGAAAUGUAAUUUAUAUGUUACACGAUGUUUGUGUAAUACGAAUGAUUUGCCGCUUUUGACUUGUUGACUCUGUACUAGCGUCAGAAUGAUACGUCUACCACUCGCCUGCCUGCUUCUUACACUGGCAGCUACUGGAUACGGAGGUGGCGAUGGGUGUGUGCCGCGGGACUUUGGUCAGGGGUCAGUGGUGUGCGAAUGCAACUCCACUUACUGCGAUUUGCCGGGGGUGAUCAAAUUGCCCCCCGUGGGGCAAUUUUGGUCCUUCACCACCAACAAAGCAGGGAAGAGGUUUGAAAAAUUGCUGGGGCAGGUACAGAACACCACCACUGGUGCAGCUCUCAGGCUCAGUAUCAUCAGUAGCCAGAAGUAUCAGAAGAUAAAAGGCUUUGGGGGUGCUAUGACGGAUGCAGCAGCCAUGAACAUCCUCUCCUUGUCUCCCGGAGCCCAGGACAGCCUGCUGAAGCAGUACUUCUCUCCCGAGGGUGCGGAGUACAGUGUAGUGCGUGUGCCCAUGGCCAGCUGCGACUUCUCCAGUCGCCUCUACACCUACGCUGACACACCUGGAGACUUCCAGCUGCUCAACUUCAGUCUGGCUCCCGAGGACCUGAAGAUGAAGAUUCCUCUGCUGCAGCGUGCCCAGGCCAUGUCCCCCAGACCCUUGUCUCUGCUGGCUAGUGCAUGGAGCUCCCCCGCCUGGCUGAAAACCAAUGGCGCGCUCAUCGGCAAGGGCACCCUAAAGGGCGAGGCGGGGGGAAAGGAGCACGAGACCUGGGCUAACUACUAUGUCAGAUUCCUGGACGAAUACAAGAAGCAUAACCUGACCUUCUGGGCAGUGACCACUGGGAACGAGCCCACAGCUGGCCUUAUAACCAACUACAGUUUCCAGGCUCUUGGCUUCACCGCGGAGAUGCAGCGGGACUGGGUAGCCCGUGAUUUGGGGCCGGCCAUCGCCCGAUCCCAGCAUACCAAAAUUAACAUCCUCCUUCUCGAUGACGAGAGGGCUCUGUUACCACACUGGGCUAAAGUGGUGCUGAGUGACAUCCAGGCCUCCCGUUACAUCCAUGGCAUCGGGGUCCACUGGUACUGGGACCCCGCCAUCCCAGCAGAGAUCUCCCUGUCCACCACACACCACCUCUUCCCAGGGUACUACCUGUUUGGCACAGAAGCCUGUGCGGGAUUUAGUCCCGGGCAUCACGGUGUCAAGCUGGGCUGCUGGGACAGGGCGGAGAGGUAUGCCCAUGACAUCAUCGAGGACCUGAACCAUUAUGUGACAGGCUGGACCGACUGGAACCUGGUUCUGGACUUGGAAGGUGGGCCCAACUGGGUGAAGAACUUUGUGGACAGCCCCAUCAUCGUGAGCAAGACCGGCGAUGUUUUCUACAAACAGCCUACCUUUUACAUCAUGGCCCACUUCAGUAAAUUCCUGUGGGCGGAGUCACAGCGAGUGGGCGUGUCCUUUAACACCCACUCUGAUUUGGAGAGCUGUGCGUUCGUCAGACUGGAUGGGUCCACGGUGCUGGAAGUUCUGAACAGGUCCAGCAAGGACGUGCCGUUUGAAGUGUGGGACCCGAGCGUCGGCUAUAUCCCGGCUGUCUCCCCGGCACGGUCUGUGCUUACCCUGGCAUGGGCCACACGGUGACGCACCUGCUGGCCAGCCCACGGACAGACAUGCCCCAAAGAGGCUUGGCAGUCCCCAAUCAAAGGAUGAAACACUCACCUGGUUGAUUGAUCUGAUUAUGAACCACGUGGACACUCAGUGAUUUGCACGACUAACUGACUCAUUACUCUCCAUUAACGAUAUGAAUUGAUACAAACUUCACUGUACCACAUUUGAUGAUGUACAGAAUGACAUUUCAAAUGUUUGCUUAUUGCAGAUUCAGAUAAAUGAAAGAUUAGAGCAGCUUGCGAGGAGAGGGUUAGGGUUAAGCUCUGGCUUCAGAUACAAACUAUUUCUCUGCUUCCUGAGAAUGUUCUCCAAGUCCAGUUUCCAAGAUCACACUCCUGAAAACACGCUAACAUACCAGCGUGUGGCGGAUGUCAUUAAUCUAAGCUGUCAUUACAAGCAUAACAUCCAUGGUAACUAGAAUUUCCCAGAGGAACCUUCCCGAGGGAUUAAUAAAGUUCUAUCUAUCUAACUAUGCUGUAGGCUUAUGGAUGUUCCUUCUAACUAAAAACAGGUAUUAAGGAUGGUGUGUGGCUCUGUGGGUGAGAGACUGCAUGCCAUGGAUCGGGAAGGUCACCAGUUCGAAUCUUGUUGCUGGCAGAUUAAUGUCACUGUUGGGCCUUAACCCCAGUUGCACCUGGUAUGUGGGAUGACCCUGCUCUGUGAUCCUCAGUUGUAUGAUACUUUGUACAAGUCUGCUAAAUAAAUAAAUCUAUAACCGCUUGUAAAA
Messenger RNA from Brienomyrus brachyistius, 2611 nucleotides. It is a transcript of the gene gba1, whose product is annotated as glucosidase, beta, acid. The record is from RefSeq and is a predicted model, not a curated record. Gene Ontology annotation, biological process: glucosylceramide catabolic process. Bases 304 to 1857 code for a protein of 517 amino acids. Lineage: Eukaryota; Metazoa; Chordata; Actinopteri; Osteoglossiformes; Mormyridae. The transcript is spliced from 11 exons. Gene Ontology annotation, molecular function: glucosylceramidase activity.